CAAAUAUGGCGGCUCUUUUUAAUGUUUGUUGCAUGUCAAAUGUGAAACAUCAAAUUAAGACCUCUUUCAAAUCACAAUAUCCAUAAAUUUCUCACCCAUGGUACAUUAUAGUAUUAUCAGCCAUGUUUGCCAGCUGUGGAUAUUUUCGGGGAAUAACAUGUCCUUAUUUUCAAAGCGGUUUAUGUGAAAGACCGUACUGUCAUUUUCGACAUGUGAAGGAAAAACAAAAGGAUCCGUAUCCCACCAGUAUUUCUCAGUCAUCUUCUACAGUAACAAGUACAGAAAAAGUAGAAAAUAUCACAUCAGCAAUUUUACCAAAUGAUAGCUAUUUCCACGAAAAUGUGUCGAAAAAGAUUGAAAAUAAUGUUGAAAAAAAAGAAACUGAGUUAACAAAAUCAACUGGUGAAGAAAAUGACAAUGAGAAGAAGGAAGUGGAAUACGAUUCAGAAUCAAAUGAUGCUGAGUUUCCAUUACCAAAUCCAAGCUUUCAACCAGUAUACAAUCCCACUCCAAAGUCUCAAGCUAUUAAAAGAAAUCCAGAUGAUCCACUGCCAGAAUAUUGCCCAACACCAAUAACUAAGUUGAAACGCAUGAAGAAACCUUUAUCAGCAGAUUUACAAUACGACCCCGUUAGUAAUUACCUUUACCCAAUAAGUGAGAAAAAUGAUACUACUGUGAUUGAUGAGCCUGUUUAUGUACCAAUAAAACGUUCAUUGAGCAAUGACUCGUGUGAUCUCCCUUCCAAAAAACAGAUACGUUUAGAUGGAGAAGCAUCUAAGGAAGAAGACAAUGGAUUCAUCCUGGGUGAAGAAAUCAGUAACAGUGAUGUCGAAGGUGAUCAUGAUGAUGCUCAGUUCAGUGAUGAUGAUAUUCUGAUGAGCAGAAAUAACAAAUGUAAAAAAGACAAUGACUGUGAAGAAAUAUUUGCAACAAAAUCCUAUGUUCGUGAUAAUGUGAGGGAAAAGGGUAAUGACAGUGAGAAGGUACAUGAACCUAAGACUGUAGGCCUACCUAAAAACCUCAAGAAAUAUGACAUCAUAUCAGACAUUAUGAAAGAAGAUAAGUCAAAAUCUAAUGAAAAAAACAUUUCUCAUAAACGAUCAGAAACUGUGAAGAAAGUGAGUUCAGAUAAAUCCAAAGACACAAAUCAUAGACAUUCAGAUAAAGAAAAUCUUAAAAAUCAGAGCAAAUCCUCAUCUAAAAUCAGUUCAGAAAAAGAAGUGAAAAAUUAUAAAAGUGAUCAUAGUAAAGAACGGACAAAAUAUGAUAAGGAAAAAUCAAGCUCUAGAUCUUCAUCAAGUCAUAGAGAAAGUAACAAAGAAAGUUCUAGUGGCAGUUAUAAGUCUAGAAACAAACAUGAGUCUUCAAGUUCAAAAUCACAAUCGGGUAGUGUUUCGUCAAGUUCAAGUUCGUCUCAUAAAAAACCUUCAACAUCAGUUUCCACAUCCAAACAUUCAGGAGAUAAGUCAAGCAGUCAAAAAGAAUCUGAGAAUAAAAAAAGUAGCUCAUCAUCAUCAUCGUCUACAAAAUAUGGUUCUUCACAUAAAUCAUCCUCUUCAGCGUCAUCAUCACACAAGUCAUCCUCUUCAUCAUCUAAUAAACCAUCCUCUAAAUCUUCUUCAUCUUCCCGUAGUUCUACUUCACACUCAUCAUCACAUAACAAAACUGUCUCAACGUCAAAUAAACACGAUAAUCAUAAAAAUGAUAAAACUCAGAGACAAAGUUCAAGUGAUAAAUCAUCACAUAAAACAAAAUCUAGUUCAGGGAGUUCCUCAUCACACAGAGACAAACAUAAUGGUGAACAUAAAAAUAAAGAGAAAUCUAGUUCUAGUUCAGAUAAAGAAAAGGAUGAUAAGCCAAGUAAAAGAUACAGUAUUGAAGAAAUACACGCCGAUUUAUUUGGAAGCAGUGAAGAAGAAGAUAACUUAUCCCCACCACAAGAGGCCAAUGAAAUGUCGGAUUCAGAAUUAUUACAAUAUCUGGAUGAAAGUGAUUUUUCUGAUGCUGACACGUAUGAAGAAUGUUUGAAAAUAUUCAAUGAAACUAAUUCUGCAAAAUCUAAGACUCCUGUCAAAAAAGAUGUUCGAAAGAGACCAGAAACAACAUCAGAGGAAAAUGCACCAGGAAAGAAGAGAAUGGCUCACGAGUCAGCCGCUAAAGUCCACAAGAAGCCGGUAGAAAAUGUAAAGAUGCAUCUGAGUGCAGCUCAAGUAAUGCACAAUCGUAUUAUUGCCAUGCAGAAACAUGCCUUGGAAGCAGCUGCUGCUAAGAAAGCACUUGCUGAAGCUUCAACAUCAGGGUCAUCCAGUAUGUUUGGGAAAAAAAGAGUAGCUCAUACAACAGGUCAUAUGAAUGGAAAAGCUGAUGAUAAUAAAACACUAGCUAUUACUGCAUCGAAAACAGAAAAACGAAAAGCUCAUGCUCCAACUAUUAAAAAUAUUAAGAGACCAACUGUUCCAACAGAGUUUGGUUCCAAAGUGCCAACAGCAAUAAGACAACGUUAUCUUAAUCUUAUUAUUGAUGAGUGCCUCAAGUUUAUCAAAGAUGAGGAAUCCGCAUUUAAACGGGCCCAAGAAGAGGAACAUGUGGCCUAUGGUCGAAGUUCUAGUAAAAAUAUCUACUUGAGAAUGGCAGUCAACACCAUAAAAAGACUUAGAACUGAGGCUGAAUCUAAAGUAGCAUCUCCAAAAAAGAAAAUACCCAAUUCACAAUCACAUGAAGCCACUUUAGGUGGUUCAAAGGCUGCUAAAACUAGUUUUACAGUAAAAAGAUCAGGAAAGAGUCAAGUAUUUUAUGGUGAUUUUUCAGGUGCAGAUUUAUAUAAGAGGUUAACCAAAUAUAUCACAAGUGAAGAAUUAUUACAAGCUAAUAAUUUUCCACGACCAUGUCCUGAGUCAAGUAGUAGUGCUAAAUUCUAUGUUGAUAAAAGCAUCAAAGAUGUCACUCUCAAAGAUUACGAGAAGGUGUGUUGUCGAUGUGGAAAGAGGUUUAUUGUUUAUCCUGACUGUGAAUAUGGAACCAAAGAACAGUGUUCUUAUCAUUGGGGAAAAGCUUGGAAACGAAGAAUUGCUGGAUCUAUAGAAACAAGAUAUACAUGUUGUAGUGGUGAAUUGGGAUCAAACGGUUGUGCUAUUUCUAAGGCUCACGCAUAUGAAACUAAUAAAUAUGAGAACACAACAGGCUAUAUGAAGACAUUACCUACUUCACCUCCAAUAGAUGGUAAUUAUGGUGUUUACGCAAUGGACUGUGAAAUGGUAUAUACAACUGGUGGUAUGGAGUUAGCUAGAGUAACUGUUGUUGGUAGUGAUAAACAACCUGUAUAUGAAUCAUUAGUUAAACCAGAUUAUCCCGUUAUAGAUACUAAUACAAGAUUUAGUGGUAUUGAGGAUAAAGAUCUUGAAAAUGUGACGACGACUUUAAGAAAUGUACAAGCUGUAUUACUUAGUUUAUUUAAUGAUCAAACAAUAUUACUAGGUCAUAGUUUAGAAAGUGACUUGAUAGCAGUGAAGCUUAUUCAUAACACAGUAGUUGAUACAUCAUUGGUAUUUCCCCAUCGACUUGGUCCACCUUAUAAAAGAGCCUUGAGAAAUCUGAUGUCAGAUCAUCUUCAAAAAAUUAUCCAGAAUGAUGAGGGUGGCCACGACAGUAAUGAAGAUGCUUCAGCUUGUUUAGAAUUGAUGCAGUGGAAAUUAAAAGAAGACGCCAAAAAAGAACAUCGAAGAUCUUGAUUCUUGUUGAUUUCAUAUUGGAAGUGCUUUUUAUUAUAACAGUUUAUUAUUCAUUGUUGUCAACAUUGUGUUAAAAGAGAUCCAUGGGGUUUUUUUUACUUGUUUCCACCAUAGUGCUGGUCACUAAAUUGGUAUAUCACGUCCAUCUGAUUUGAGAUUUAUCCUGUAUUUUGUUUGUAUCUAUGACAAGUAUACUCAGUGCCAUCUUACUUUGUCCGAGGUUGGACAUCUGAGUCAGAUGUGAAUUGUAGGGGAAAGAAACUGUGUAUAACUUCUCUUUUCCUCAAUGUAAUAAUUGUUUACUGUACAACCCCAUAGACACUGAUUUCCUCGCAACAAAUUAUCCCGAAAAAAUCUUCAGACCUUGAGCCAAUGGGAGGAGAUCCAUUUGAUAUGUGCCUCAGUCGUUCAGUUAUUUUUAGAUCAGUUAGAAAUUUAGUUCUAUAAUACUUAUUUUACAAUUAUGGUAUGAAAGUGUACAAAUAGUAUCCGUCAUAGUGUUGAAUAAAUCUCUUCUCCACAUAUUAGUGUAAAUCGGUCAAACAUGAGUGUGCCAUACCGAGUAUCGUGCCAAUUUGACCCACUAAAAGUGAGGUGGUCUCGGCACAGUUAAAUUUUCGUAGUGUAAGCACUAUCCAGUCUAAGAACGGUUCUCAGAAUAGAUUGCUGUGCAUCCGCCAAAUGAACCUUGACCUUUUCCCCCCGCGAACUGUGACAGUUCUGUCACAAUGGCAGCCCAAGUGGGUAAGACGCUGGCUCGCUAGACUGGAGGUUGAUUGUUCGAUCCCCGCAAUGGCCGAGAAAGUCCAUCGGGAUAUUCUGACGUGGUUUCCCCAGGUCAGUGGUGCCGGAUGGAGAGCCUGACAAUUACAGCUGUCGAAGUCGUUCAAUUGGCAUGAAAAACUGAAGUCCUGUGUAUACAUUGGCAUGCAUGUAAAGGAUCCCUUGGUGGUUGAAAUUCAAUAGAAGAGUAGGCCACAGAGCUCCUGCCCGAGCAAAAUUUCCCUCAUAGCAUACUGUAUGAAAUAUGCCCGUCUUCAUUAGCCCAGUCGGAGCAGAACAGUAGGACAUUAAACCCCAUUUUCUGUCUGCCAAAACUAAAUCAACGGACAUAAUUGUUUUCAUUCGGGUAAUUUGCAUAGGGACUGAAAUUAACUUUUCUGUGAAGAGUUCCACAUUUGGCCAGCCUGGCACAUUCCGAGACCGGUUAUUUUAGAGUAAUAUAAAUGGGUCAAUUUCUUGAAAUUUAUCGCAGCCUAGUACCAUGCCAAGAACAGUACGCUUAUCACGGCCAUGUGUAAACGGGGCUGUGAACUACACUGCUGAUCCUAGUCAACAUCAUCCAAAGGAUCUGAUUUUAUUUUGAAUAAAUAUAUUAAAGUUUGCAGAAAUAUUUUUUGGUUAAUAAAAUCUCCAAGAAGAGAAGUUAUAUUUUUGUUAUAUUACCAAUUUCUUUACUAACAAAUGUUAUGAUAGUUUGUAAAGAAAAUACUCAUUUACAUUUUUGAGGAGUGUUUUAACAAAUUAGAAAAGUAUGUAAAUAAUGAUAAUGCAAAUGUAAUUCUGUCCGAUAUUGCUUCUGUAGAGAAUAUAGUUUAUACCUCAUAACUUUGUGGAAUAGAAUCUGUUGUAAGCAAUAUAUUCAGAACUGUUAAUAUGUGCAAUUUCAAUAAAAAAAAUAAUUUAUUAUGUAAAUAAAGUAUUAAUCAGUAUUGUAAUUUAGUACAACCAACCACAGUCUAUAUAGUGUAUUAUUAAAAAUGUAAAAGACUUUUUGUUUUGCAAAAGAAAUAACUGAAA
This is a messenger RNA of Patella vulgata (common limpet), 5528 nucleotides long. RefSeq names its product RNA exonuclease 1 homolog. The record is from RefSeq and is a predicted model, not a curated record. Bases 123 to 3728 code for a protein of 1201 amino acids. Gene Ontology annotation, molecular function: nucleic acid binding; exonuclease activity; metal ion binding. Gene Ontology annotation, cellular component: nucleus. NCBI's taxonomy places the organism in Eukaryota, Metazoa, Mollusca, Gastropoda, Patellidae. The transcript has 15 exons.